Molecule: messenger RNA, 2379 nt
Organism: Mirounga angustirostris (Northern elephant seal)
Lineage: Eukaryota; Metazoa; Chordata; Mammalia; Carnivora; Phocidae
Gene: CCDC183
Product: coiled-coil domain containing 183
Exons: 14
Coding region: 762-2366 (534 amino acids)
Source: RefSeq, a predicted model, not a curated record
GCCUCUAGGAUACGAGACAAUAAAUUCCCACUGUUGCAGCCACGUGGGCUGUGGCACUCUGUUACGGCAGCCCCAGCCAAUUCAGGCAGCGUGGCCAGAAACAGUAACCUAGCUGGUAUGCACCCUGGGAUCCCAGCCUGUCGGGUUGGGGCACACAACUCCAAGGGCAGCGUGGGCCGGGGAUGACCCCUCCCAGAGUAAGUGACACCUAAAGCUAGACCCAGGAACUCCCCCAGGGAAGCGGAGGCGGAGCAGGAUGGCUCCGGGCAGCAGGCGAAGGGCAGGGAGAGAUGGGGCCUCACAAGCCAGGUCGCCCAGGGUGCAGUCUGAGCUUGGGGUGGGGUGAGGGAAUGGAGAUCCCAUAAGGCAGAGAUUGGAAGUUUUAGGAGGCUCAGAGGACAGCCUGGGGGUGUGGAGGGGAUGGGGAGGGUACGGGGGCUGGUGGGGGGUACACUGUCAAACCACCCCAAAUCACCAUGGCCCUGUGGAAGGCGCCUCCACCCUGACAGUGCUCCUGAGCAGAGAGCAGCCUAAGACCCACGCAUCCAGGGGACAACCCCAAGGCUGACUGGGAGCAGGGGGUGGGGGCAGGGCGGGCCAGGAUCUCCAGGGUCCCCUGAGCUGGACAUUGAGAACCUCAGCCCUCGUCACAAUGGGCCAAGAUUCCGGAGACAAUCUCAAGUGCAUGCGGUUCUGCUGAGCAGGCCCAGCACAGGGAGGGCAGGAGUGCAGAGGGUCCCUGGAGGACCCUGAGGGCUACCAUGAAGAUGCGCAGCGAGGCAGAUGUGGACGAGCAGAUCCAGGAGCUGAAAACAAUCACUCGGCUCCAAGAGCAAUGUCGGGCACUGCAAAUCCAAGCGGUAAAGGAGAAGAGUGCCAAGAACAAAACCAUGCUGGCUCUCCUGAGCAGCAACAUCCGACGCGGGGCCCAAGAUUGGGUUUUGGCCAAUAAGGAUGACCAGCGGACCAUUUCCAAGGCUUGCGGGAAGGACGCGUCCAUGAGGCUGGCGCACUGCCGCUCCUCCAUGGAGGUGGCGCGGGAGAAGCUGCGAAAGUACGUCUUCGACCGCGUGAACGUGCACAACGUGCUGGUUCACCUGGUGCGGCGGCGGGGUCAGAAGCUGGAGUGCAUGCAGCUGGAGCUGGCCAGCUUGAGGAGCCAACCGGACGCCACCAAGGAAGAGCUGCGCAUGCUACAGGUCAUCCGCCAGCUGGAGAACAACAUUGAAAAGACCAUGAUCAAGAUCACCACAAGUCAGAACAUCCACCUGCUGUACGUGGACCUGCUGGAUUAUCUGAAGAAAGAGCUGGUAGGAUACCCCACAGAGCUGGACAAGCUGCAGAAUCUGGUGGGCGACUACUGCUCAGAACUGUCAGACAUGACAGUCAUGUCCCAGGACGCCAUGAUGAUUACAGAUGAGGUCAAGAUGAACAUGCGGCGAGGGGAGGCGACUUUCAUCGAAGAACGCAGGGCUCGGGAGAACCGGCUCAACCAGCAGAAGAAGCUGAUUGACAAGAUCCACACGAAGGAGACCAACGAGAAGUAUCGCCGGGGCCGGCGGGACUUGGACUUCCCCUCCAACCUGAUGGGUACAGAAACUGUGAAAGUGAGGAAAAGAGAGACCUCCAAGGCGGACAUCGAAUACCAGACAGAUGUGACUGCUUUGGUGGAGAAAGUGAAGACAGCUGUGCGGUGCUCCCACCUCUGGGACAUCGCUGGCCGGUUCCUGGCUCAGAGGAACACCGAGGAGAACCUGGAGCUGCAGAUGGAGGACUGCGAGGAGCGGCGGGCGAAGCUGGAGGCUUUGAUGAAGAAGCUGGAAAUGGAGGAGGCAAUGCUCAAGUUCCGUGAGACGCCCAGCUCCGUUAGCUUCAAGUCCGUGGAGAAGAGAAUGAAGGACAUGCUGAGAGAGGAGGAAGACAGACUGCAGCUGGCCUACUCCAGCAUGACCAAGAGCCAGAAACUGCUGUUGACCAUCCAGAUAGGCAUUGACAACCUCUUCAUCCGGCUGAUUGGCAUUGCCCUGCCCACAGCCCAGAAAGAAGUGGCGCUCUCUGACAGCCUCGACGUGUUUGGCAAGCUGGCGUACUGCGAAGCAAAGCUCCUGUACCUGGCUGACAGAGUGCAGAUGCUGUCCAGCAGCGAGGAGGUGGACACAAAGGUGAGGGAUACCCUGGAGACCUCGACUCUGAAGGAGAAGCAGAACACCAGGAUCAGCUUUGAGGACCCGGAGGAGGAUAUGAUAGAAACCUUCCAGUUCGCAGACGUGGACCACAGCUACGUCCCCUCGCGGGCCGAGAUCAAGCGGCAGGCCCAGCGGCUGAUCGAGGGGAGGCUCAAGGUGGCCAAGAAGAAGAAAAAGUAACCCCGAGGAGGAG